AUUCCAUUCAUCUGUUGCUCCGCCCUACGAGUGUUUUCCGAUUAAGCAGAAUGGAGAGCUUACGUCCUUACGUAGUGUUGGUGCUAGGAUGUAUCUCUGGUCUGCUUCCACCGAUUCCUGCCCAAGUAGACCACACCCAGGCGCUUUUACGCUGCUCCGUAGCCAUCGGUGGACCAAGGAGGCCUGAAAUUGACAGCAAGCCGUGUCGAAAGGUGUCGUGUCCUGCUAAAAGCUCGAAACAUAGAGCUCAUUGGAUGGACAGAUCUGCGCAACCACAGAGUCUUUCACACUCACGAAGCCAGGUGUAACGUAGACUGGCUCUCGAAUGAUGAGUUCUCCAAAAAUGGGCUAUUAGGAAUGGGUCGUCCUAGGAGAAGGACAAGAUGUGGAUGCUAUCCGAUGUUCGAGAUUCGUUCGCACCGGAAGGUGUAGAAGCUGCCUCGACAGCAUCGGCGCUCGGGAUUUUUUGUGACCGGAAACUUCAUGGUUCUCUCAGUUUAUCAUUGAAAGCCAAUUAUUUACAGACUUGAAUGAGGCUAAAUGGUUGCUUCUCCAGACUGCCGAACAGAUCGUUUUACAAAAAGUGGCUGACGGUUGCGGUAGAGGGGGACAAGGGUACCUGUUGGUAUCACAGGCGAUCGAUCGAUGGCAGCAAUAGCGUAUAUUGACUAUUUGCUGCUGAAGUUGUUGAUCGAUUAGUCGAAAAAGAAGAAGAAGGAGAAAGUGGCCACUGCCGUGG
Molecule: messenger RNA, 739 nt
Organism: Colletotrichum navitas
Lineage: Eukaryota; Fungi; Ascomycota; Sordariomycetes; Glomerellales; Glomerellaceae
Exons: 1
Coding region: 51-308 (85 amino acids)
Source: RefSeq, a predicted model, not a curated record